This is a messenger RNA of Lachancea mirantina, 360 nucleotides long. Lineage: Eukaryota; Fungi; Ascomycota; Saccharomycetes; Saccharomycetales; Saccharomycetaceae. The record is from the annotation of a GenBank genome assembly.
AUGACCUCUGAAAAGCAGACUACAAGAACUUCAGUUCGUUACAAAGUGUUGGGUCGACGACCAUUGGCGCUUCAAGUACAGAAGAAAUCGCCUGCUACUUUUUUCUUGAGCAGAUUGUCCGGAAGAGGCAAACGAGCUCGGAAAUUACAAGUGCGAUCAGUCUUGCCCGAGAUUACGGUGCGUUACGGUGUGUGUUGUGGGAAACAAGAUCUGCGACAACUCAACUGCCAACUACUUGGGAUUCGGCACGGACUUUACUUGAAACCCAACGACCGGUGUUUUUGUCGUACGCAUGUGGUGAUAUCUAGUCCCCUGGCCAAGGAAAUCUCGCGAACGCUCAAAGAGCCGCGAUUCCAGUAG